CUUCCGCCUUUGUUGUGCGCGUGCGUCUUUCGCGCGCCUGACUUUGGACAGAAGCCGCCUCAGGUUGGACUUGGACUGGCUGCCAUCUUAGGCGAGGAGCCGUCGCCUUUCUCGCUGGUUCAUGUACCUUCCUGUGGUAUGGCUGGCAAUGGGUCAAAUUCAGAGCCUAUCAGUGGACUAACUAUGAAAUCACAGCUUCAGAUCACUGUUAUUUCUGCGAAGUUGAAAGAAAACAAAAACAAAUGGUUUGGACCCAGCCCUUACGUGGAAGUCUCAGUUGAUGGACAGUCAAAGAAAACAGAAAAGUGCAACAAUACUAAUAGUCCAAAAUGGAAACAACAUCUUACAGUAAUUGUCUCACCUGUCAGCAACCUGUGCUUCCGUGUAUGGAGUCACCAAACAUUGAAAUCUGAUGUCUUAUUGGGAAGCGCCACUCUAGAAAUUAAAGAGACUCUCAAAGCAAACAAUAUGAAACUUGAACAAGUGGUGGUGAAUAUGAUGCUUAUUGGUGACAAAGAAUCAACUGACGGGAUUGGAGAGUUGUCUGUCUGUUUAGAUGGCAUGCAGGUAGAUCCUGAGCUGCUGAGUAAUGGUGAUGCUUCAAGCAGAAGAAGUCCUGUGCAGAAUGAUGGCUCCAGGGCAAAAAAUGAAACAAGGAACAACACAAAUGGUCCUGAAAGCUGUGAGUCUCCCGGGUCCAGUGACAGCAGAGCAUCUAAUGGCAAUGAUUCUCCAUUAAUUGCAAAUGGCGGUUGUAAGCCUGCUAGACCGCCUAGACCAUCUCGGCCACCUCCACCUACUCCACGUAGACCCUCUGCUCCACCUGCAUGUGUCAAUGGUACUUCCUCCACAGAAUCAGAAGGGGCUAGUGCAGGAUUGGUGCCAACUACAAGUUCAGCAUCGGAACAAAACUCAGAGGGAGCAACAGCAGUAACCGGUGCUCCUGCAGCAGCUGCUUUGGCCACACCACCAAUAUCCAGACAAGUUCAGCCAGUAACUCCAGCUUCACAGCCACAUCACACAGUUAGUCAAGGUCCUCUUCCACCUGGCUGGGAACAACGAGUGGAUCAACAUGGCCGAGUAUAUUAUGUAGAUCAUGUUGAAAAAAGAACUACAUGGGAUAGGCCAGAACCUCUUCCCCCAGGCUGGGAACGUCGAGUUGACAACAUGGGCCGGAUUUACUAUGUUGACCAUUUCACCAGAACAACAACCUGGCAGCGGCCAACUUUGGAAUCUGUCCGGAAUUAUGAACAGUGGCAACUUCAGCGCAGCCAGCUUCAAGGAGCUAUGCAACAAUUUAACCAGAGGUUUAUAUAUGGGAAUCAAGACUUCACACAGAACAAAGAAUUUGAUCCUCUUGGUCCCCUGCCACAUGGAUGGGAAAAGAGAACAGACGCCAAUGGCAGAGUAUAUUUUGUCAAUCACAAUACACGCAUCACACAGUGGGAAGAUCCCAGAAGCCAAGGUCAAUUAAAUGAGAAACCUUUGCCAGAGGGCUGGGAGAUGAGAUUCACUGUAGAUGGAAUUCCAUAUUUUGUGGAUCACAAUAGAAGAACAACUACCUAUAUCGAUCCUCGUACUGGGAAAUCGGCUCUAGAUAAUGGACCCCAGAUAGCAUAUGUUCGUGAUUUCAAAGCAAAGGUCCAAUACUUCCGGUUUUGGUGUCAGCAAUUGGCCCUGCCCCAGCACAUUAAAAUCACAGUGAGCAGAAAAACAUUGUUUGAAGAUUCAUUUCAGCAGAUAAUGAGCCUCAGCCCUGCGGACCUACGAAGACGUUUGUGGGUCAUUUUCCCUGGAGAAGAAGGAUUAGAUUAUGGAGGUGUUGCACGGGAAUGGUUCUUUCUGUUGUCGCAUGAAGUGCUGAACCCAAUGUAUUGCCUGUUUGAAUAUGCAGGAAAGGAUAACUACUGCCUACAGAUAAAUCCAGCUUCUUACAUCAAUCCAGACCACCUGAAAUACUUCCACUUUAUUGGCAGAUUUAUUGCCAUGGCUUUAUUCCAUGUGAAAUUUAUAGACACGGGUUUUUCUCUACCAUUCUACAAACGUAUCCUCAACAAGCCAGUAGGACUAAAGGAUUUAGAAUCUGUAGAUCCUGAGUUUUACAACUCACUCAUCUGGGUAAAGGAAAACAAUAUUGAGGAAUGUGGCCUGGAGAUGUAUUUCUCAGUUGAUAAGGAAAUUCUAGGUGAAAUAAAGAGCCAUGAUUUGAAACCCAAUGGCAGCAACAUCCUGGUUACUGAGGAAAAUAAAGAGGAAUACAUUAAGCUAGUGGCAGAGUGGAGACUUUCCCGGGGUGUUGAAGAGCAGACACAAGCUUUCUUUGAAGGUUUCAAUGAGAUCUUACCACAGCAGUACUUGCAGUACUUUGAUGCAAAAGAGCUUGAGGUGCUUUUGUGUGGAAUGCAAGAGAUUGACUUGACUGACUGGCAAAGGCAUACCAUCUACCGACAUUAUACCAGAACAAGCAAGCAAAUAAUGUGGUUUUGGCAGUUUGUGAAGGACAUAGAUAAUGAGAAGAGGAUGAGACUACUACAGUUUGUUACUGGAACAUGCCGAUUACCAGUUGGAGGAUUUUCUGACCUCAUGGGGAGUAAUGGACCCCAGAAGUUUUGUAUUGAGAAAGUUGGCAAAGAAAACUGGUUACCUAGAAGCCAUACCUGUUUCAACCGCUUGGACUUGCCACCAUACAAGAGUUAUGAACAACUGAAGGAAAAGCUGUUGUUUGCAAUAGAAGAAACAGAAGGAUUCGGGCAAGAAUAACAAUUGGGGAGAAUUUGCACCUGAAGAACGUUAAGUCAUAUAUGGUGUGAGUUCUUCACUGCCUCUGCUAGUUGCACUUCUUACUGUAAACAGGACUUGACCUUGAUUUAUUUAAACAAUUGCUAGUGUGUAAGUAAAUGGAUGUUAUCCUGCCAUUUUAUUCCCACUAAUUAUUGAUUUCUCCUGAGUCCCUUUGCGAAAUCCAAGAAUGAUACAACUAUAAAUGAAAUCUUCCCUAACCAGAGGCUUCCUGUACUUCUGGGAUUCUGUCCUGGGUCAUGUUCAUUAACUGGAAUGUGUUCUUGAUUUUUUUUAAAAAGUUACUCUGCUAUAGUAGCAUCCUUUUGCUGCUGCACCACCCAUCCUAUUGCUAACAGUGCUUCCUUGCAAUCAGACUCCGGAGGUGCUGUAAACAGAUCCAUUGCUUAUGUUAACUGUUUCUUACCCAAGUGAGAUCUAACUGUGUUUGCCUUCCAAACUUUAUUCCCGCAUCACCUCAGUUCAAGCUGCAGAGUAGGACCUGAAAAGCUAAUGCACACUUACAGAGCAUAGCACUUUUAUUUAUUUAACCAUGAUGAUCACAUUCCUCAGGUUUAUCCCUACAUUUGAAUGUGCUUCUUCAAAUUCAUAGGAAUUUUAACUUAUUCUUGACUAAUUCUCAACUUUAGGAGCGAAUUUAAAAGAGAAUACAAGGUCUCUUUAAAAGGCAGCAGCUGGAAUUCAUUUCCAGUCCUGUUUGUAGGCGAAUGCCUGAAAUGAACAACUCUUUGUUUUCCUCUGAACGAGGGAAUAUCACUUCCAAGUAGUGGCUGAAUCAUUGCCAUGAAACCGCCACUUUAAUUUCUCUGGGGCUGCAAUCCUGUGCACAUUUGCUUGGAAGUGAACCUCACUGAGCACAGUGAAACUUACUUCUGAGUCAACAUGCAUUGAAUUGUAUUGUAGGAAAUGGAUGUGCAAUAGUGGAAUUCUUGAAAGAAUCCAAAUUUUACAUAGGAAAACCCACCCAGUAACCCUUUAGAGGAUGGAGACUGUGCAUCUUCUAGGCUAGCACUCUUGAGCAGCUUCUUACAGGCAGCUUGUGCUGCCCUUGUUUUUAAAUCUGAUUUGCGCUUCAGUUAUUUAUAUUAUCACAAUUUCAAAACUUCCAUCGUAGCUUACAACAGUACUUAAACUACACUCCCAGUUUUGGAACGAAAGCACUUUGUUCUUUACCCCAGCUUGGCUGCCUUGUAUCCUUUCCUCCAGGUUGUUAUAAUUCCAUGGUGUGCAUGCAGCUGUGAAAUGGGAGAAGUGAUGAUAUUUGAACCGGCAGUAGUGCAUGUUGAUAACUAUAUACUUGCAUUGUUUUGCUGUGCGCAGGCAGCAAAGUUUGAAAGCUUGCCGUGACAGUUGAAGAUCAAACAUUUUUGUCUUGGUAACAAAUAUCAUCUUCCCCAUCCAGACUUGGAGGGGUGGGGGCAAGGAGGGGGGAGACUUAAUUCAGGGCUAUUGAAAGCUAGUGGGCUCAACCAUUUUUACAACUGUCCGACUUUAGGACUCUUCUGUGAAGUAAUAUAAACAGCCCAUUUCCCCUUGGCUGGAGCUUACAAGAAGAGGGUAAUAGAACAUGCUCUCCUUUUCCUCCCUUUCACUGUGUCUUCUAAUAUAUAUAUAUACGUAGAAGUUUUCCCCUUACACAAAUGGCCUACUGCUUCUGUGGGUAGAGGACGCAUGUGUGAAUGCUGGAGAUAUGUCUACCUAUGCCACCUAUCAGAAACCUGAUGGGUGUAUUAGAAAUAUAGCUUACGGAGGAGAAAAAGCCUUAGAAAUAUUUUGUUUAUUGAUUUUAAUACAUCUUAGUUAACUAACAUUUACAAUACAGAAAUGAAAUGAAGUAACCAAGAGUAAGCUAUGGAAAAUAGUCUGUUCUCCAUAAUGGCUCAUGAUUUGUUUAGGGACCUAGGAAUAUUGUUAAUGUAUAAAUAUCAUUCAAAAGGCUUUCUGCCCUAUAUUUUUAAAAUAAAGAGUAGUUCUAAUUGAAAUAGCUGAAGCCCUAGUUCUAUAGGGCGCAAGGCUGUUUAAUAUUUUUAUGGCUCAGAUGUUUAGUUCAGGAAAAAGUAAAAGCUUGUAUAUAUUUUUGCAGUCUGGGGGUCUAGCUUCUUCAAUUUAUUUUAAUUUAAAUGGCAUGUUUAUUUGUCUUUACUGCUGUAUUACAUGGGUAAUGGGGGCUGGAUAUCCCAAGCACAAGAAAGUAUUUUGAACACUCAAAACUGAAGAUAUUUAAGAAAUGGAAUCUUGACCAUGAAGUAUUGUUAAAAGAGAUUUGUUGUUAAGCAUUAUGAUUGCAAUAUUUCUAAGAUCAGAAUGAAAACUUACUUUUAAAGUCCCUUUGCAUUGUAAAUUCUAAAUUCUGUUAUUUUUAUGCCAUGUAAUGUUGCAAUAAUAAAAAGUAAUUUGAGCAGUCGGCACACUCUUCUCAUUGUGGGAACCUGGGAGACUUGUGGAAGCACAGUUUGGUUUGAUGGGCGACGGACUGAAAUGAAUUGGAUUGCAACAAGUCCUUUCUGCAAAUAUUAAGACUUUUCUGCUUCAAACAGCUUCGACAGCAUGUGGACAGCAAUAACCACAUUCUGCUGCAUGCAUGUGAUAACAUCACAAUCUGACUGGAAACAUUAAUCAGUUAUUUGAAUUUUUGCCUUAUGAAAGUACGUACUUCAACCUACAGAUCUUAAUUUUUUCUAAGCCUUAUCUUUCUGGAAAGCUCAGGAUAGGUUGUAUGGAAUUUACAUUUCCAGUUUUUAGUGUGUAAGGUUUCAUGAUCAGCCAUUUUCAUUGUGUAGAGCUCUUGAUUCAUAUUCAUCAUAAAUACACACUACAGUGGGGUUUGAAUUGAAGCUCCAUUCAGUGCAUUGGUAUCUCCAGCUCCUUUUGUGAUGGUCUGUCACGUCGUCGUCCCCCUUUGCCCCCCUGGAAUCAUUGUUAUGCAUAUGUGCCCUAGCUAACUAGUUUAUGAACUGGGAUCAGAGGCACUGGAUUGUAAAAUACUGUACUGGAAUCCCAUUGUUAAAUUUUCCUUGAACUGUAAUUUCCAAUACUCAGGUAACUGUAAAAGUCUCUCACCAAGUCAAACUUUUAUAAAAGUACUGAAAAGCU
This is a messenger RNA of Podarcis muralis (Common wall lizard), 5892 nucleotides long. It is a transcript of the gene ITCH, whose product is annotated as itchy E3 ubiquitin protein ligase. Gene Ontology annotation, molecular function: protein binding; ubiquitin protein ligase activity. Gene Ontology annotation, biological process: protein K63-linked ubiquitination; protein K29-linked ubiquitination; protein K48-linked ubiquitination. The record is from RefSeq and is a predicted model, not a curated record. Gene Ontology annotation, cellular component: cytoplasm. Lineage: Eukaryota; Metazoa; Chordata; Lepidosauria; Squamata; Lacertidae.